This is a messenger RNA of Acyrthosiphon pisum (pea aphid), 1449 nucleotides long. Its product is annotated as tigger transposable element-derived protein 6-like. Gene Ontology annotation, cellular component: nucleus. The record is from RefSeq and is a predicted model, not a curated record. NCBI's taxonomy places the organism in Eukaryota, Metazoa, Arthropoda, Insecta, Hemiptera, Aphididae. Bases 1 to 1449 code for a protein of 482 amino acids. The transcript has a single exon. Gene Ontology annotation, molecular function: DNA binding.
AUGAAGGAUUGGCUGAGAAAAAAAAACAAAAAGAUAUUGCUAAUGAACUGGGGGAUACCUCCUUCCACUUUAAGAACUUUAUUGAAAAACAGACAUGAAAUAGAACAAAGCAGCUUGUUAGGUGGCAGCAAACGACAAAAAUUAAAACACGGGAAGUAUGAAGAGUUGGAAAAUAUUUUAUUGGAGUGGUUUCAACAAGCUCGUAGUUUAAAUUAUCCAAUAAAUGGAGGUAUAAUCACGGAAAAGGCGAUGGAGAUUGCCGCACGUCUCAACUUAACCGAAUUUAGUGGAUCGACUGGUUGGCUGGAUAGAUUUCGGAGUAGGCAUAGCAUUGUGUACCGGCAAAUAUCAGGUGAGGCUGAAUCUGUUAAUAAUGAUGAUAUAGCUUCAUGGAAAAAUAACGUGUUGCCUUCAUUACUGCGUGACUAUGCUCCUGACGAUGUAUACAACGCUGAUGAAUUCGGAUUGUUUUUUAAGCUUAUGCCAGAUAAGUCUUUUGUUUUUAAAAAUGAGACAUGCCAUGGUGGAAAGUUGAGCAAGGAACGUCUCACGGUUUUAGUAUGUACAAAUUCUACCGGAACCCAUAAAUUGAAGUUGGUCGUCAUUGGAAAAAGUAGGUCUCCUCGCUGUUUCAAAAAUGUUCGUACGUUUCCAUGUGAAUACCUUGCUCAAAGUCGUGCUUGGAUGACAGGAAUACUAUUCAUAAACUGGAUUCAACAGCUAGAUGCAUUUUUCGGUAAACAAAAGAGAAAAAUUAUUCUAUUCGUCGACAAUUGUCCGGCUCACCCUAAAGAUAUCCCUACUACCAAUAUAAAACUUGUUUUCUUUCCACCAAAUACUACAUCUAAGUUACAACCCCUAGAUCAGGGUAUCAUUAAAGUGAUAAAACAAAAGUACCGAAAAAAGUUAGUUCAGCGGUACUUGAGAGACAUGGAGAGUACCAACCAAAUUUCAACUAAAGUUAACGUUUUGGACUCCAUACAUUACGUUAGUGCCGCUUGGGAUGAAAUUAAACCAGAUGUAAUAAUAAACUGUUUUCGGAAAGCUGCAUUUGGUAUGUUGAACAACUCUGAACAGGCUGAUAGCUCACCUUUAAAAGAAGAGGACUUUCAGCUUCUGCAAAAUUUUGCUGAUUAUGCAACAGUAGAUGAUGAACUCGUAACCAGUAGCACUCGGACUUUAGAUGAAAUAAUCGCUGAUACGAACUUAGUGGACAAUGAGAAAGAAGACGACGACGAUCAAGAAGAAGAAGAUCAAGACUUUCCAGUAUCUACUCCUACAAUAACUACUGGUUUGCAACAUUUAUCGGAAAUUCGGAAAGUAUUAUUCUGUGUUGAAAAUUCCGAAGAAAUGUUAGGUUGUCUUAAUAAAAUUGAAAACUUUCUUGCUGAAACACAUUGUCAGAACCUUAAACAAUCAAAAAUAGAUCAUUUUUUUAAUAAACAAUAA